Astyanax mexicanus (Mexican tetra) is the source of this 3954-nucleotide messenger RNA. RefSeq names its product activating transcription factor 6 (gene atf6). The transcript has 16 exons. NCBI's taxonomy places the organism in Eukaryota, Metazoa, Chordata, Actinopteri, Characiformes, Acestrorhamphidae. The record is from RefSeq and is a predicted model, not a curated record. Gene Ontology annotation, molecular function: DNA-binding transcription factor activity, RNA polymerase II-specific; RNA polymerase II cis-regulatory region sequence-specific DNA binding. Gene Ontology annotation, biological process: endoplasmic reticulum unfolded protein response; regulation of transcription by RNA polymerase II. Gene Ontology annotation, cellular component: nucleus. Bases 168 to 2174 code for a protein of 668 amino acids.
UCUUCGGCGCUCGUAGAUUUACGGUAAAGCAGGACGUGUUCGUACUGGGUUUGUAGUUUUUGUAGGAAAUGUUUUGAGCAGCGCUGAGAUGGUGUCACAGAUGUGUUGACUCGGUGUUUUAGUUCAGUUCUCUCUGGUUUAAGCGGCACUGAUGUAUCCGAGGAAGAAUGUCGACGGAUCUGUUGUUAGACGUCGAGGCUCCACCGAGACGGAGUCAGUGCGAGGCGAUGAACAGGGAGCCGGGGGAGCCGAUCUCCGACAUCUCCAUCGACCAGGACGGAGAGUGGGAUAUCAGUUUGUUUGAUGAGCUGGGUGACCUGGGCGAUGCUGAGGAGCUCCUGCGGGCUCUUGAGGGCGCUAGCUAUCUCGGCGGUGCAGCUGAUCUGAACUUCGACAUUGGUCUGCCUGUGUGGAACUCUGAUGGCUGGGGGGACACCAGCAGUAUCUGCACAGAUGGAGAUAUGUCAGCAGAUUCUCUCUCUCCGAGCCACACACUUAGUUCAGUGUCUUCACCUAGGUCAGUGGAGGCCCACUCACCAUAUUCUCUACAAGAUGAAGCUCUAUCUCCACUCUCUCCUCAGUCACAGCACUCUCCGAUGUCUGUCUGUUCAGACUCGAGUGGCUUUAUUGAUGCUCCCCCUGAGAAGAAGCCAACCAAGAAGAGCAGUCAGACAAGAGCUAAGCCUCUCCAGCUGGCAAAAAGGCCCAUUCAUCUGAGUCCUAAAGUUUCCAUCCAGCCCAAACCAAUCAUCACUGCAGUGCCUAUCACACAGGCCACAGCUCCACUUCAGGCCAAAACCAUCAUCAUCCAGCCCCUCCAGACCACCAUAAUGCCUGUGGUCAAACCUCCACCAGUGACCAUUCAGCCAGCACCCCCUACAGGCCGUCCCAUCUUGCUGUCUCAGCCCACCCAGGUGCUGCAGCUCCAGCCCCCUCAGGCAGUGCCUGCUCGUGUGCUCACCAUGCCCACCAUGGCUCAAGAGAGGCCUGUUAACCUCUCUGCCCCUGUGGUGCCCUCGCCUGUCUUAACAGUCCCUUUCCAGAACCCCACAUCAGACGACGACUCCAACGUUUCGAGGCGGCAGCAGCGGAUGAUUAAGAACAGAGAGUCAGCAUCUCUCUCACGAAAGAAAAAGAAAGAGUACCUGCUGACGUUGGAGUCCCGGCUGAAAGUGGCGCUGUCUGAGAAUGAAAAGCUGAAAAACGAGAACGGGACUCUGAAGAGGCAGCUGGAGGGCCUGAUGAGUGAGAACACUGUACUAAAUGCUACUGCUCCAAAGAGGAGGGCAGUGUGCCUCAUGGUAGUCCUGGUUUUCCUGUUCAUCAACAUAGGUCCAAUGAGUUUGUUUGAAGGGCGAACAGGAUCUGAGUUCACAGCAGGGCCCAGUUCGAGUGGCAGGCACCUGCUGGGCUUCUCUCCAGAGAUAGACAGUGGCCUAGGAGGCAGCGCGUCUGACUCUGAGCCACCUCAUACCACACACAGGUUAGAAGACUUGGAAUCAGUAUCAGAAGAGAAGGGUCUGGUAGUGGUGAAGACAGAUCCUCUGGUCCUGAGACCCCCACCCCCCUGCCAGCCACCGGUCAACAAGACCAAGUGCAUGAAGCUGGCCAGUGAGCUGAGGGGAUGGGUGUACCGCCAUGAGUCCGAGCGGACCAAGAGCUGGCGUCCCAGCAGCACUCAUCCUAGAGGCAGAACCAUCCCGAAAACGGGCAGUAAGAAAGCAGAGGUAGCACAGAUUGUGACUGUCCAGUAUUCUGACUCGCCUGAAAAACGGCCCUUAGACGGCAACGAGCUGCAGGUGUACUAUGCCCCUCACCACCCGUACAGCAACUUCUUUGAUGAGAUCAACCGACGAGGAGACACCUUCUAUGUGGUCUCUUUCCGCAGAGAUCAUCUUCUCCUUCCUGCCACCAACCACAACAAAGGAAGCAGGCCCAAGAUGUCCGUGUUGCUGCCAGCAAUGAAUAUCAAUGAGAGCGUGAUAAAGGACAAAGAGUUUGAGGUGAUGAUGCAAAUCGACUGUGAAGUCAUGGACACCAGGAUUCUGCACAUCAAGUCCUCCACUAUCCCACCAGUCCUGCGGGUCAACGAAACAGACUCUGGCUCUUUCUACCAUUCGGCCCCUAACAACAAUCCAGCAAAGCCCCCUGUUGUCCUCAUGGGUUCUGCUUAAGUCAGGAUGGAUAUAAUUACCCAAAUAUUUUUUAGUAAAAUAGCUUUCUACUGUUUACCCCCUUUUGUUGGUUUGAAUGUUUUUGUGUGUAUCAGAUUACUAAAAUCUUGAGUGAUGUUUAAGAAGACUGUUUGUAUUGUAAUCAGGAAAGUCUUCAUUUAUUAAAGGUUAUCUAGACCAGUGGUGACCAGUCUUGUCAACACUAGGCCAGUGCAGUUGUACAUUUUCAUUCCAGAUAAGCAGGAUCACACCCAGUCAUUUGUUCGAAGAUUAAGACCUAUUCAAACUAACAGAACAAGCCAUAAUGCCACUGUAAAUAAGACUGGAAACCCCUGAUGUAGACUUGCUGCAUUCUUCUUCAGCUUAUAUUUUCAUCAGUGGUGAAGGGCCAGGGGGGGAGACCCAGCCUCGCUGUAUGUGGCUGAGUACAGCAGAGAGGUUCUGGGCCCCAGCAUCUUCUGACGUCGAGCAUCAGAGUAAUUGGCAAAUAGCCACAGGGGACCAAGGACUGUACCUUGAGGCACCCUCUUUCAAGACACAUACUUUAGCUCCAGUCAGAAUAAUUCCCUGCAUAAAGGAUUUACUCAUUGUGAAUUCAGUCAUGAAUAUUCUCUCAGGAAGCAAUGUAUAGUUGACCAUUGUACCACUCAGAUUUAAAAUGUGAUGCAAUGUGGGUCGCAUUUUGUACUGAUUUUCUGUGUGUGGCUUAUACAAAGAUUUUUUUUUUUUUGUGUGUGUGUUUGUUUGUUUGCACUCUGCUCUCUUUGUGUUAAUCUUUGAAGGCAAUAUUAUUUAUGACAUUUUAAUUACUAAGCUAGUGGCUUAGUGCAUAUAUACAAUAUUUGAAGUCAAACAUUCUUUAUUUCUCAUAAACAAGUUAAAAUGACCUUGUAUUUGGUCUAGUUUCUGGUUCUUUUUAAUUAUUGUGCCAGAGGAAUUCUUGUGUCCUGAUUUAUUGCACUUUGACUAAAGUGCACUUAAGUGAUUUUAUUCCCAGAAAUGUAAGAUUAGCAAUUCACAUGUGCACCCCACCAAUUCUCCCCUAAUCUUUCACCGUCACUAAUUUACACCCACCAGCUAGGACUUCCCUUCUCCUGUGAUGCUGCUAGUUUUAGGAGCACAUGGGGUAAAGGGUAGCAUGUGCAUCAUCUGAAACACCUUUGUAAACUGACACAAAGGCACCACCAGUUUGCAGUUGAACGCCCUUUAAGGAGAACACUACUUGCCAGUUUGAUUGUGCCAACUAACAUACGGCCAUACUGGCUAGCAUUGUGCUGAGUGAUGGGAGGACAGAGAGUCAGUCUACCCACCCUAAGAGAGCGUCAGGCCAGUUGUGCUCUCAGGGACUCCUGAAUACAGGUGGAUGUGGCGACACUGGGGGAUGUAAUCAAUGUGAUCUUUUUUAGUUUUUUUUUUUCUUGCCAGCUUUUGGGUUUUAUACUACAUUUCUUUUUACCCCAUAGCCAUGAUCUUAGUUUAGUUUAGGUUUUUCUUACCAUAAGAAUAGAAAAAAUGAAUCCUAUUUGAACUACAGUAUGCUUUCAGCUUACAGUAAGCUUUCUUUUUGGUCCUGGUUUUAAAUAGUGACCAUAUAGGCAGGGUAGGGUUAUAUUAUUCAAAAUUAGGAAUAUAAUCUAUUUAAAAGAGAAAAUGUUUAUUUUCAUUUUCGGCAUUUUCUUGAAUCUUUUAAAAAAUAUUUUUAAUCUAAAAUAUUUGAUCACUUGAUAUUUGUCAGAAGUGCAGGACUGCAAAACAGAAAUAAACACUGGAGUCAGUUUGA